Folsomia candida is the source of this 4476-nucleotide messenger RNA. Its product is annotated as potassium channel subfamily K member 18-like. Gene Ontology annotation, molecular function: potassium ion leak channel activity. Lineage: Eukaryota; Metazoa; Arthropoda; Collembola; Entomobryomorpha; Isotomidae. The coding region runs from base 1032 to 2696 and encodes 554 amino acids. Gene Ontology annotation, biological process: stabilization of membrane potential; potassium ion transmembrane transport. The record is from RefSeq and is a predicted model, not a curated record. The transcript is spliced from 6 exons. Gene Ontology annotation, cellular component: membrane.
CACUAGUUUCCACCGAAACUUCAACCAAAUCGGUUCCAAUCUUGUUCUUGUUGCCUGCUCAUUUCUUCCCUUCCUUUCUCUCGCUCUCUUUCGUGCGGAGAAAGUACGCUCUGCUCCAGUCUCAAUUCGCACCUAGAAAUUGCAAAAACCUUACUCAUUUCUGAGCGUUAUUUUUUGCAUCUGCAAACCAUGGAAAGCUUGGUCUCGUCAAUAACAAUAAUAGAAUCGGAGGGUGACGAAACAGACAAUCGGAAUAUCGGAAGUGGAGUGAAAGUGAAAGUAGUUCAGAAAAAGAAGAUUUAAAAACAGAACGAGAAAAACAAUGUUUCCAGUCCCAUAGAAGGAUUUGAGUCCUCAAAUUGCAUUUUUGGUGGGGCAAGACAUAACCCUAAAUCUCCCAAUAUUCAGAAUUUGUCCGGAGGUAUUUGUUCAGUUGGUGGUAAUUACCACAUCCAGUUUACACACCAGCCGAAGAAAAGCAACAACCUUGCCAUUAUAUGGCACGACGACUAGUGUGGAAUUUGUACUCUGGGGUUUUCUCAUCUGCACCCUUUGCUUUCACAUUCCCAAGCAGCCCGCAGAUUUCUCUUACAGUUUGGCCUGCAUAAUAUACGGCCAACUCGAAGCAUGGAAUUAUACGCCCAACAAUUAUUUCCGUUACACUGCUAAAAGGGAGGGCAACAACUGUUUCCACUAUUAUUUCGUGGUUGACUACACCAAUUGGACUUUUCAUUCUCGCACGGCCAUUACAACAUCAACAUCAAUCACUCGCAGUGUCAUAUUCUACUGGUGCCCCAUCAUCUAUGUACUAGGGCACAAGUACCACUUUCUUCUGGGGAGAGCAAGUCCAGCCCCAAAGUUUCAACAGAACAAUAACACCAAAAAUAGAAAGGGUGCGAAGAGGCUGCAGUUUUAUUGCGUUUUUUACAUUUGUUUUCCUACAGACUUGCUUUUUCUUCUAUUCUGGGAGGGAAACUUGUGAGUAGGAAUCAAUUGAAUAGAUAAUAAAGGAAAGAAGUUGAGGUGGAGGGAUGGGUGGAGGUCAGAGUCAUAACCAACAGGGGCCACAGGGGCCAAGUUCCAGCCAUGGUCCAAACAACGGAAGCGUCCUCGCCACCAAAAAGCAGCAGCAUGAAAAUGCCAACAAGUGCAGCCCGGCCAAGGUGAAGAGUUGCCUACGAACCUUUUUCGCCCAUUUGUUCUCCCACAUCGGACUUUGCAUCCUCAUCGUGGGCUACACUAUAGCUGGUGCACUCAUGUUUGAAAAACUAGAAAAAACCUAUGAAAUGAAACUUAUUGGGAAUAGGACUGCAAACUUUAAAAAACUGAGACUUCACUAUGUGAGCGAGCUGUGGAACAUUACUGAACAGUUCAACGUGCUUUACGAAAUGAACUGGACAUCCGCGGUGGAGAAGGAGUUGCGAGAGUUUGAGUCGCGAGUCGUCGCCACGGCGAACACGGCAGGAUAUAGCGACGUCAAAGAUGACCUACACUGGACCUUCAGUGGCGCCUUAUUGUAUUCCGUUAGUAUCAUCACGACAAUUGGGUACGGGAACACCGCUCCGCGAACGGCAUGGGGAAAAAUUCUGACCAUGUUUUACGCCGUGAUUGGAGUGCCCUUGAUGCUUCUCUGGCUCUCAAAUAUUGGCACCUUGAUGGCAAACACGUUUAAAUUCGCUUACUCUCACGCUUGUUGUAUCUCUUCAAACCCCUCCAGCAGCUCCAGGUCCGUCCAGACUAAACGCACGCCUUCGUCCAAAACAGAGCCCUCGUCCAUUCAAGUCAAGUACUCAGUUUCCGCCAUGACCUGUGAAACCCAGGUUGUUCAAGCCCAGCAGAACAUGCACCAAAGAGCGUUGAAUAGGCGCGAGCAACGUGCUAAACUUAGAAGUCUAGACCCUUCUGCAAAGCAGGUUUUGAUGGAAUGUGCCGAAUAUAACGUGAACAUGGACCAGGAUGAGCGCAGUCGUAGGAUCCUGCACCAACUUCACAGCGACAGCGGCGGCAAUGGGGGCGAGAUGCUGAACAUUAGUGGGAUGGAUGAGGAGUCAAGUGACGAAGUUGAGAGUGUGAUUGAUAUGCGAGGUGUGACUCGUGGAGGCGACCAGAGUGACCUGAGGGGGCUGAAUGGCGGACGGGGGGGAAGCGUGAUGGAGAUAAGUGUCAACUCCAAUGGGAUGGAAGGGACACCGUCAAGAAUUCCGCUCCUCCAUCACAAAGGCGGUGGGGUUGGGGGCAUCGAGAGCGGGCCGGACCUCGUGGAGGUGGACGAGUACCAUUGCGGUGGUGGUGGAAGUGGGAGUGACGGGUCAGCGAGUCCCUCACUGAACAAGUACCACCUACCUCGGACUGAGCAAAGGGUCCCCGUCUCCCUCGUCCUCACCUUCGUCGUUCUCUACAUAAUGGGAGGUGCGGCUGUCUUCAGCGUGUGGGAGAAAUGGGGGUUCCUGGACAGCGCUUACUUUUGUUUCAUUACGCUCUCAACCAUCGGACUUGGUGACUAUGUUCCGGGCGUUUCUUUCGGCUCUGCGGGAACCAAGGAAGGGCAGGCUCAGCUAAUUGUUUGCUGCUUGUACUUGGUCCUUGGUUUAGCCAUCAUCGCCAUGAGCUUCAAUCUGGUCCAAGAGGAGGUUGCAGCCAAGGUGAAAGACAUCGCGAGGCACAUCGGGAUAAUUAAAGACAAUCCAGAACACUGACGCUACCAAGAACCACAACGUCAGGUCGGCAUUUCCAUACGCCAAGAACAAGAAGAAGGCAAAGGAAUUGUUGUGGUGGGAUCCGGUCAUCCAACCCUCGUCUCCAUCGUCAAUCCAUCCGAUUAUGCCAACAUGACGAUGAUUUCGCUCAAGAGCCCAAAGAGCAAAGCAAUUUCCCUUGUCGGUUAUACUCUCAAUUAAUAAAUGCUCCUUCUUUAUUCAAUUUUAAAAGCACUUUUAAACUAUAAUCAUCUCGAAACUCCUCUCUUUAAUCAUCAUCUCCGUGCUAUAAUAGGAUUAGAGCUACCUAUUUAUAGUGAAAUACAUACGCAUGCAGUACAUGUUUUCAUUAUAAAUAUGAAAUAGGCGGCUUUUGGAGUAGAGAUUUCGCCUAGAUAAUUGUUGCAUCAGAUUUUUGAAGUAAAUUACUGGUUAAUACUGUUCAUCGUGAAAAGCAAUUUCGUGAACCGUGGACAUAAGUAAGUAGCAAACCUCGUCAUUAGCAUUCUUGUGUUAAAGUCUCCUGAGAUCUGAUUUGAUGGUGGGUCUAGAUCUUGACGUCGUGUAGAAGGAGUGAACUGCUGUGCAACUGCGAUAUUAUUGUUUAACAUUUCAAUCCCGAUCGUUUCCUGGUCUUGUGGCACUUUCUGCUUUCUCCAAAAGUUUGUUUUGACUUUGCUUCUCCGAGACGCAACUACACUCCGUAUUUUAUUGAGGGCAAUUACAUUUAGUAAUUUGCAAAUCGCAAAUACACGUUCAUAUAUAAUUCUUCUGCGGUCACUUUGUAUAAUCUUAAUGUAUUCAUUGUGCAUGCUGGAGGAAAAGCCGCAAUUACGCCGUGAUCUGGUCACGCAAAUACGGUGGUGACGCUAAGAGUAAGAUAAAAUCUAUACAAAUUGUGAGUUGUUUCCAAACUGAUAUUAAUCUCUGACAAAGUAUUUAUUCCCCAUUUAAUAUUUUCAGUAUUACGAACAUUCAGUGUUUGUCAUUGCCCAGCAAAAGUGUGGUGAAGCAGGAUGCACGUGUGUGCAUACAUAAGUGUAAAAUUCGAUAAUAAGUGGGAUACAUAUUCUUGACUCGGUACCCGUUCUAGUCUGUGUAUGUACAAUAAAACUCGCUGUUAUCAUUAUUCCGUAUUAUUCCGACUGAUUCAGAAUCGAAUUUCUUGCAACAUUCCAACCGACACACCCAAGUAUUCAGGAUACUCGUAGGUGCAUAAUAAUUCUGCAAUCUCCUCUAUUUACACAAGCUUCAUUUGUGGUGACGACGAGAGAAAUAAAACUUCUUAGCUAAUAAGAGGUACAUGACUUAAUUUGCUUUUAUUCGAAUAUGGGUAACUUAUUAGAAAGGCAAUACAAAUGUUCCAAAAAAUUUGCUUUUCUACGCAUUAUCAAUACGUCAAUGAAGUUAAUUAGACAAAGUACUAAUUUUGAUUCGUCAUAAUAACUCUAAUAAAAUAAGAAUUAGUUUUAUUGGAAGUUGGUAACGGUGCUUUGGAUAUUAAAAAAGCAAAUAAAGGUUGGAUUUGAGAUGGUAGAAAUUAGUUGAUAAGUUAAAUGCAUAACAUUACUAAUAAACUUUAAUUAUGCAAAUAUUUUGAUGUUAUAAAACGUUGCAAACUAAAUAUAACAAUAAGUAAUUACGGUACGAUACAUUGUGCGGUUAGACAAGUACAUGAAAUGAGUUACAACAUAACAAUAUACAUAAAUAUUCAAAUCAUAAAACAAUAAUAUAAUUUUGUAAUAAAUAAAUGAGAAAAUAAAUAUGCACAAUGAGACGA